AAUGCCGGGCAGAGACACAGAGGCAGGAGAGAGUGGGGACUGUCUCGCUAUCCCUGUCUCUCUCACUCACUCGUCUCACGUUCUCUCUCCUCUCUCUCUGUCUCUCUUCACUCUUCCUAUCCGAGGAACGCGAAGAGCGGUGUGUUUAGAAGCGAGUGCGCACACACGCACGCACAUACACGCACAAGCACACACGGACACGCACGACGUUACACAUCCGUUAACUCGUACGGAUGGAACGCGCGCGUGUGAACACAUGAAUGUGUGUGCGCACGUACGUGCGGACACACACACGCGUGUGAACAGUGAGCGCGCGCGCACACAACGCACGCGCACAUAACGUAAACACAUGACGAAUGCACACACGUGAACGCACGCGAACACACGUGAACGCACACGGAGACACGCGCGCGCGGCAAGGGAGUGCGAUAUUAACUCCGAUACGAUCCAACACACUCAUCCCGCGGAGCGAGGAGCGAGUGACGUGGGGAGGAGGAGGUGGAGGUGGAGAGGUGGAAAGGAGGAGGAGGACCCGGUGAUAAUCCAGCCGCGAGGAGGUGGAGAGAACUCCUCUCAUCCAUCCUCUACUAGCCCUGCCCAGCCAAGCUCAUGAUACAGGAGCGAGGUUCGGAUGAGGUGGUGGACGGCCGCGUGCCGCGACGAGCCGACUGGUGAGAGGGGUCAGAGGGGUCGCGUGCGCCCACGUGAGAGGCCCUGAGGGGGAUGCCGGGCCUCCCCGCCUGCAUGGAGCCCACCGCCCUCACGCACAGCCCCGCCGGCGCCCCCCCACAGGGCCAACAGGGGGAGGCUGCCACACCGGGCGACGUCGGGCCCCCGGCUGCGAUGGGGCUGGCCGCGGACUCCGUGGAGCCCUACAGCGUGCAGACGGAGCCCGUCGACCUCUCCAUCAAUAAGUCGAGCCGGAGUUCGCCCGCGGCCUCCGCCACCGCCCGGCUCAACCACACCAAGGCCGGCCACACGUUACCGCCGCGGCCGCUGCCGCCGCCACCGCCGUCGUCGUCGUCUCCGUCGGCGUUAUCGCUGCUGACCUCGUCCUGCUCCUCCUCCUCGUCGCCGUCGUCGGUGACGUGCCAGUCGCUGGCGCUGUCGGCGCUGCCUGGCACGGCCGCGGUGCUGGCCACGCCGACGGGAGCCGGCCUGGUGCGGGUGUUCCACGCGCGGCUCGCGGUUGGAGCCCACCCCCCCGUCGCGGUGGCGGUGGGGGGGGCGACGGCUCCACCGCCGCCGCCGCCGCCGCCUCCUUCCGUCGGGGGGGGUGCCGGCGGCGGUGGCGGGCCCGGCGCUCGGCGCGUGCCGCUCGUGGUGCAGCCGGUGCCCGUGGUGUACACCGCGGCCGUGCGCAGCCACCCCGGCGUGUCCAUCGCCGUGCCCGUCAUCGAGGAGCACGCCGCACCACGGCAAGAAGAGGGUGCGGGAGCCGAGGCUGGGAUCCGCGCCAUCAAAAGCGAGAGUGGCAGUGAAGACGAGAUGACGUCCCUGGUGGCAGACGAGGCGCGCUCCUCUCUCUCGCAAGACGCCCAGGGCAUCAAGAGGUCGGGGAGCCCCGAGUCGCCCGACUCGAAGAGGAGGAGGAUUCACCGCUGCGAGUUCGACGGCUGCGACAAAGUGUACACCAAGAGCUCGCACCUCAAGGCUCACAUGCGCACGCACACAGGCGAGAAGCCCUACCGCUGCACGUGGGACGGCUGCACGUGGAAGUUCGCGCGCUCGGACGAGCUGACGCGGCACUUCCGCAAGCACACGGGCGUGAAGCCCUUCAAGUGCGUGGACUGCGAGCGCUCCUUCUCGCGCUCCGACCACCUCGCGCUGCACCGCAAACGCCACAUGUUGGUGUGAGGGCCCCGGGGGGGGGGGGGAGGGGGUGCGUGGCCUCCCCCCCCUGUGUGUGGCGAGGCCCUGCGGGUGAGGCCCUGUGGGAGUUUUAUGGGGCCUGCGUGAAGUAGCAAGGGUCAAGGUUGAGACCUGGCUUUGACGCACUCGGUUUCAUCCCAGAGUUUGAGGCCUGGGGUUGAGGCGUGGGAUUUAAGCCCCGAGGUUUGAGGCGUGGGUUUUGAGGCCCUGGCGUGAGGCGUCGGAGGAGUCGUGGUGGCAAAGCAACAGGAGGAGGAGGCGGAGGGUUGGUGGAUGUUGGAUGGACGUUUACACCGGUGCAGGUUGUGCGCGUCUGGUUUGUGUCCGCGCGCACUCACAUGCUUGCACAAGUCCUGCCGCUUUCAACGCACUCACACGUGUACACGAGCUUGCACUCAUAAGCGCCCACCUACACGCGCACCGGCUCACACAUGCAGACGCAUGCACGCAAGCGCACACACAGUGACUUACGCGUGUGCACGUGCGUGCACGACUUCAUGGUGACCAACACACCAAACGCAACAGAUACACUCACACACUCGAUGCUCUCGCCACGUCUCGCGCACGCAAAAUUGCACGAUGAACACACCACAUCAAACAGACAUUGGUACCAUUGGAGGGUGGAUACAUUUUGGUGGUACCAAUUUCUCCAUGUGGCCAAUAAAUGUGAAUUUACACACGAUAGCAUUUUCCUACUGUUUUCACAUGAACAUAUCAUCUGUGUUAUUAGGGGCGUAACGAUGAAAUCGAUCGAUACGGACUAUUAUCGACUCUAAAACUCAAGGUACAGGCAUCAAAAUCUCGCCGGUUCGAAUUCAUAUAUUCCGUUUUCAAUAAUGUGACCCCCCCUCCGGCCACUAGAGCCUGCUACAUUCACCGCACGUGAAAGCAAAUGAUCAAAUCGCACCCCAAACGGUGAUGGACUUUUCAAGAGAUUGUGUUUUGCCAACCACAAGUAUCAAGCCUACCGAGAAGUGAGAUGAUACCUGGAGUCGUGUAUAAAUGAGUACAGAACGACAUGCAGUGGCGUAGGUUUGAUUUAAGAUAAGAUUUAUGAUAAGAUGUGUCGUAAUUCUGCGUGAAGUUGAUAUCGUGGCCUGCUGGACGUUUUACAGUUCGUGAGAGAAUUUUCUGUGCUUUGGUCCCGGGUUAUUUACGCCCGGGCUAACAGCAGCAGUGGCAAUAGCACAACAAUUUACAACAACAACAACAACCACCACUGUUCACCACUAAGUUGCGGUGACGUCACCGCCCCCCCCCCCGUACCAGGCUCGGUGCACUUUGACGUCGUGUGAAAGUGUGGAAGGUUUUGCACGUUGAACGCACGCACACAAUGGUAACAACAGCCGCAGUUCACCGUUCAGUGGCGGUGACCCUCUCCACUGGUUCUCGUGCCAGGCUAGGUGCACGUUAACAGUGGUGGAAGGCUCGCUGGUGGGCCGUCAUCUAUCAGACCCCAGGUGUUAUGGGUUAACUCGGUGAGGUGACUGGCAUCACCACCUGUUGCGAGCCCACUUGCACACACACACACACUCUAGCGACUGCUUAUUCAAUGAACAAUUAAAAUAAAAUAAACUACCUAAACUUAUUUAUAUAAAAUUCUAUAUAUAUAGUGACACAGAGAGUUAGCAGAGGCUAUCCCGGUUCUAGUAAUAACACACGGUGUGUAUUUUUUUUUCUCUUUCUGAACGAUGCAGUGAAAAGCGACGUGGAUAUUGAUCAGGUUUGGGAACGUGAUUUUUUGUUGUUGUAAAUCUAAAUGUGACACAACAACAACAACAAAAUCCAUCACUGCUUCGACGCCGGCGAAGCCCCAAGGCCUUCGCUUGCGUGACCGGGUGAAUUAUUUAAAACGAAACAUAAAAUUCUCGGCUCGGAAUUCUAAUUUUUAGACGGGAGCCGUAAUAUUCGAUCUUGGGACAGGAAUCUCUCUUUUGUCGUCGUAAUUGUUUCCCUCUUCCCUGAAAAGCACUAACUGCGUUUUAUACCAAGUGCCAUGCUGCUGAACUGCGUCAGGCGGACGGGAUAUUUACGAUGGCGAUGACAACGACGACGACGACGAUGAUGAUGAUCAGGGUCUAAUUUCUCCCGGGAUAUUUUGAGAGGAUUUACCGGACAUAGCAGUUGCGCCCGGGG
Messenger RNA from Lethenteron reissneri (Far Eastern brook lamprey), 4008 nucleotides. RefSeq names its product Krueppel-like factor 12. The record is from RefSeq and is a predicted model, not a curated record. NCBI's taxonomy places the organism in Eukaryota, Metazoa, Chordata, Hyperoartia, Petromyzontiformes, Petromyzontidae. Gene Ontology annotation, molecular function: RNA polymerase II cis-regulatory region sequence-specific DNA binding; DNA-binding transcription factor activity, RNA polymerase II-specific. Gene Ontology annotation, biological process: regulation of transcription by RNA polymerase II.